AUGACAUCACCGGUGCAGCUCCAUGACGUCUCGGAGGUCCACACGCUGCAGCCUCACGACCAAACCGUUGCUCUAAUCAGACAAGUCUGCCCCAUUCUCGGUAUGCACGUACCGGAGCACGUGACGAUGCACCACACACAUGACCUUGGACCGGGUCAGUGCUGCUCCUCGGUGGUGCAGAUGAUCCACGCUCCAUUAGAGUCUGUGUGGGCCCUCGUGCGUCGUUUUGAUAACCCUAAAGUUUACAAGAACUUCGUAAAGCAGUGCCGUAUUGUCCAAGGAGACGGGCUCCACGCUGGCGAUCUUCGGGAAGUCAUGGUCGUGUCGGGACUCCCGGCGGUCUCGAGCACCGAGAGACUCGAGAUGUUGGAUGAGGAGCGUUAUGUGAUAAGCUUUAGCGUGGUGGAUGGGGACCACCGGCUCGAGAACUACAGAUCAGUGACAACUCUCCACGCGUCGGAGGACGGAAGAACAACCGUCGUGGUGGAGUCAUAUCUCGUCGAUGUGCCGCAGGGAAACACGGAGGAGGAGACUGUUACCUUCGUGGAUACUAUCGUCAGGUGCAACCUUCAGUCUCUAGCGAGAAGUACCAACCGGCAAUAA
Eruca vesicaria subsp. sativa (arugula) is the source of this 603-nucleotide messenger RNA. The record is from the annotation of a GenBank genome assembly. NCBI's taxonomy places the organism in Eukaryota, Viridiplantae, Streptophyta, Magnoliopsida, Brassicales, Brassicaceae.